AUGUCUCCUGAUCCUACACAAGAGCCUGUUGAGGAAUCAUUAAAUGUACCAAAUUUACCUCUUGAUAGAGGAAUAAAUGCAUCAGAUAGCGAAGAUGAUGAUAUAGGAAUGGCAGGAUAUGUACCAUUAUCUCAGAUUCCUGCAGAUAGUGAUCCAAUGUUGUAUGAAGAUGAAGAUUCCAUGUCGGAAACAAUAGAAGUUUGGUCAUCGCCUCACAAUCGGUCCAAUAUAGAUAUGGAUGCAGAUAAAAUCAAUCAAGUAAAAUCUAUGAUGGCAUCUUUUACUUUACCAAUUACAGCAAUUCCAGAAUGGGCAAAAGCUAUAUCAGAAGAACAAUGGAAGGAACAACUUAUUGGACGUAUUAAAGAAAUGCAAAAUAGAGAAAAAUAA
This is a messenger RNA of Heterotrigona itama, 390 nucleotides long. NCBI's taxonomy places the organism in Eukaryota, Metazoa, Arthropoda, Insecta, Hymenoptera, Apidae. The record is from the annotation of a GenBank genome assembly.